AGAUCAUUCACUGUUAGUCCGCAGACAUGGUGCCAUUGUUUUGGCUUUCUUUCGUUUCGCUCACCUUCUUGCCCCUCAAAGGUGUGACAGAACCUCAGAGCUGUCUCACACAGCCGAGUCAACCUAUUUGGCGAGAGCCAGGACAAGAAGCUGAGAUCCAGUGCAGCGUCCAUUCCGACUGCUCCGCGGAAGGGCUGCAUUACCGUUGGUUUGUUUUCCAACGCAAGACCCACGGUCUCCUAGACCUGGGUCCCCCCAACCAUCACAAGUACAAUCUACAAGGGUCUACUUUACAACUGAUGGACCUGAACCCCAACGACAGUGGGAUUUACUAUUGUGCUGCCACGUCGCCAGGAAAGCAGACACCGGGGGCGCAACACGUAGGGAUGGGAACAACUCUUAUUGUAAAGGAAAAGAUGAAGUUCACGGUGGGUCAUAUUCUUUUGUGGUUAACGUUUGUAGUCUUGGCCGUCUACAGCUUGGCAACGGUGACUCUUAUCGUUCAAAAAAAGUAUGGCUUCAAUAUCUGCAACUGCAGGUGGAUAUACAAAAGUAACAAGAAAAGCACAGACAAACGAAUAUUCCGCAAUGUUUUGCAAGAGAUGCACCACAAACGGGAAGUUAAGAGAAACAAACAGACAGCAGGGAGAAACCCGAUGUCGGUGGAGGUGACGACUACAGCGUUAGAUAACGGGCCAGAUGACAUCUAUCAAAAUGUGCAUUAAGGAACUCUAACAAAAAAUGAACAAUACAUUUCUGGGACAGGAAGAUGUCAAAUUGUCAGAAGGUACAGACUCUUUUUAUGACUGUCCCUCUAUCUUGACUGAGCUCAUCCCAUUAGGGAAUUUCAUCCAGCCUAUCAUGCUAUUCUAAAAAUAAAACCUCAACGAAAUUGUGAUAUAUUUAGCCAGGUAGUGUUCAUAUCAAUAUAAUCAACAUUUGCUCAAGUUUAGCAUAAAAUGCCCUAAGAGUCCUUAUUGUUAAAUGUCAUAUUUUUGCUUUUACCACAAAAUAAUUGUUAAUUUUCAACUUAAUGUUCUGGGUUUGUCUGCACAGAGAAAGGAGCCAAAGAUGUGAAGAGUAACUUAUUUUUUAAUAAAAGACUAAACCCAACUUGUGCUUGUUGUUUGGUCAGACGGUUGAUCAUUAGACAUAUUGAACAAGGCACAUUAGAUUAUACAGUACUGCAUUCAGCGCAGUCAGAAUCCAUUUGAACUAGCAAUGAAUCCUCAUGUUUCAGUGCCACUGACAACAAUAGACGUCCAAUCCAUUUCGACUGGGAGGGUUAACAGCAUCUGUUGUCAAUGGCAGCCAAUGAGUCAUUAAACAGACACAGUAAGACUAAUGUCCACUGACCUUUAGCACAGAACCGCCUGACAUUUGACAGUUUAGGACAUCUUGUUUCUCCUCAUAAUAACUGUGAAAGUAUUAUGAACAAACAGAGAAGUGCAAAAAAUGUGUGUGACAUCUUGUAAUUGCUCCACAAGUCACACAAACACAAAACUACCAUCCGGAAUAACCUGUUAAUUUAAACGACUUGCAAAAGUUAUUAAGGCAUUUCCAAGCCAAAUAAGAGGAGGGUGAAGUUUCUUUUGUUUCACACUUUAGUGUUGGAAAAUAACUGUUUUGGGAAAUUGGAAAAUGUUCAAAUAUUAAAACAAAAAAAUAAA
Molecule: messenger RNA, 1670 nt
Organism: Corythoichthys intestinalis (scribbled pipefish)
Lineage: Eukaryota; Metazoa; Chordata; Actinopteri; Syngnathiformes; Syngnathidae
Product: immunoglobulin superfamily member 6
Exons: 6
Coding region: 27-725 (232 amino acids)
Source: RefSeq, a predicted model, not a curated record